AUUAUUAUGCUGUAAUCUCUCUCUUAAUUCUUGAAACUCCUCUCUGGUGUGGUGAACAGCUUAUUUGCCUGUGCAUCGAAAGGCCCUCGCAGGUCGCAAAAAUGGAAACAAAGAAGGAAGAAGACGACCUAACAUGGAGCAGAGAAACAAUUCCAAGAGUAAUGAAGAUAGUCAGCACGAAACUCCCUCAAAGAGACCUAGUUUCUCUUCUGCUUGUUAGCCCUUGGCUCCACCGCACUCUUAUCUCUUACCCCUCUCUCUGGCUGGUUCUUGAUUUUCGUGAGAUGAAUAAAGCUGGAGAUAGACUUACAGCGGCUCUUUCACUGUCAAGAUACCAGCAUGUGAAGCAGAUUAACCUUGAAUUUGCACAAGAUAUUGAAGACAGACAUCUUGAAGUCCUUCAAAACAAGUUUAUCAAUUCUCUUCAAAACUUGGAGUCUUUAAACUUGAAUGGCUGCCAGAAGAUCUCUGACAAGGGAAUAGAAGCUAUAACCAGUGCUUGUCCAAAACUGAAGGUCUUCUCUAUUUAUUGGAAUGUGAGGGUGACAGAUCUUGGUAUAAAGCAUUUGGUGAAGAAUUGCAAACAUGUAGUUGAUUUGAACUUGAGUGGAUGUAAGAAUAUAUCAGACGAAAGUUUGCAAUUAGUUGCUGACAACUAUCAAGACUUAGAGUCAUUGAAUCUCACUAGGUGCAUCAAGCUAACAGAUGGCGGUUUGCAACAAAUAUUGGUCAAGUGUUCCUCUAUCCACAGUUUAAAUCUUUAUGCCAUUUCCAUCUUCACUGACAAAGCUUACAAGAAAAUAUCAAAUCUAGCCCAUCUACAAUUUUUAGAUUUAUGUGGUGCCCAGAAUCUAUCUGAUGAGGGACUUUCUUAUAUAGCCAAAUGCAAGAAUCUUGUCUCACUAAAUUUGACGUGGUGCGUUCAAGUCACUGAUGUGGGGGUUAUAUCAAUUGCUGAAGGUUGCACCUCUCUUGAGUUUCUCAGCUUGUUUGGAAUAGUUGGUGUGACUGACAAGUGCCUGGAGGUCCUUUCAAGGUUCUGCUCAACUACAAUCACAACCCUUGAUGUAAAUGGAUGCAUUGGCAUAAAGCUCAGGGAAAACCCCAGUGACCCCCCUUGGCCCCAAAAAGAGGGGAAAAAAAGAGUUUCCUUCUUUUUCACUUUGACUACACUACCAAGAAGUGUAUGCAUUACAAGGUCAAUGGGAAAAAUCCUGAUUGUUUAAUUGAAAUGGCUAAAUCUUGUACUCAUACGACUCUCGACAAAUACAAUGGAGAAGGUGAUCCCAUUGGUACAGUUUCUUCUAACUGCUGGAGGCAGUCAUUGUAUUCUUUCUAUGUAAUAUGCUAUAUUCUUUUUCCAUCACCUUUUUUCCUCCAUUCUUUCUUAUAAUUUGUUGUAGAUAACGAAAUUCCUGCCAACUUUGGUCAACUUAAUAUUGAUGCAUGUACUCCUGAAUUAAUCCAUCACCAAUGGAUGCAAGAUGAUUUUCUAAAUUCUUUUGUCAUGAAAUUUGUCAGUGCAGUCGCUACUUGCUAGCGCUAGUACUCGGUUGCUUACAGCUUAGAAAAUAUGAAGAACAAAAAUUUGGGUGGCAA
Molecule: messenger RNA, 1599 nt
Organism: Manihot esculenta (cassava)
Lineage: Eukaryota; Viridiplantae; Streptophyta; Magnoliopsida; Malpighiales; Euphorbiaceae
Product: F-box protein At3g58530
Exons: 12
Coding region: 102-1226 (374 amino acids)
Biological process (GO): SCF-dependent proteasomal ubiquitin-dependent protein catabolic process
Cellular component (GO): SCF ubiquitin ligase complex
Molecular function (GO): protein binding
Source: RefSeq, a predicted model, not a curated record